AUGGAGGGGCAAAAUGCAGCCUGAUGUCUGGAUUUUUGUUUGCCGGAUGUUUUGCUGCUGCUGCUGCUGCUGCCGCCGUUCCUGUCUGUCUGCCUCCUUCUGCUUUGUCCCCGAGCUCAACCUUGCAUCCAGCUGCGUGUCUCGCCCUACACACGAUUGAAAAGUCUCUUUCGUCAUUCGUCAUCCACAACGCUCGCUCGCUCUUUUUUGCGAUCCCUGUGCGACACACCCGACAGGCAUCAUAGGUAUACCAAGGAUUCCCUCUGAUGAAAUGUGAAUGCCACCCUCUUUCUUCUAUCGCUACCACCCACCACCUUCACUACUCUUCGCCAACCCUCCACACCUUUUUUUUUUUUUUUUGCCCACCGUUGCCCUAAUUUAAAUCCCC
Molecule: messenger RNA, 388 nt
Organism: Colletotrichum godetiae
Lineage: Eukaryota; Fungi; Ascomycota; Sordariomycetes; Glomerellales; Glomerellaceae
Exons: 1
Coding region: 24-245 (73 amino acids)
Source: RefSeq, a predicted model, not a curated record